AUAAGAUCGAACAGUUGCAGAAAAUGCAUUUUGUAGCCAAAAAUGCCAAAAAUUUAAGAAGAACUGCAAACUCAUAGCGGGAAAAUGAGAGCUCUUGUGGUAUCCAUAUGGGUCUUUAUCAAUUUAGUAUUUUUUGGUAUGUGUGGAUACAUGUAUUUGCUGUGGUCGCAAUAUUGGAUGUUUAUCGAGCGACAAACAGGGACAACAACUUCCACUUAUGACCAGCAGAUUUAUUAUUAUAACAGAGGGUUUCUUCCUAAUGAUUCUAAUAAAACCCAUAACGAAACUAAGCUUCGAAUCAAACACAGCCUUAAAGAUAACGUCACAGUAACCUUAAUUAAAAACAGUAAACCUAGAUUUCCCAAUUUGCAAGGCAGGGAGUUUGAAUUAGACACAAAGAAAUAUAUUUGUUUUAAGAAUGAUAGUUUUAAAAAUUGUUCGAGUAAAUCAUUAGAGUUUAAAGAAAAAAUUCUCAAGGAGUUGCGCCGAGUCCUCGAAGACGAGGGAAACGUUCUUAAAAUCAGCGCAGAGAAUCCUUACAACGUGCAAUAUAAGGGCACCAAAGGAAAUUUUUAUGAUAAAACACCCAAGGAAAUAAUGUGCGAGUUGAAAAAAAUUCAAGUAAAAACAUUAAAACGAGGCGAUGUCGACAGAGGCCCCCACAACCUCGGCGACUUUCUCCCCAAGAGAGGUUUAUUUGAAAAUCGCAAAUUUAACAGUUGUGCGAUUGUUGCCAGUGCCGGUGCUCUCAAAGACUCAAAUUUAGGCAAAAAUAUCGACGCUCAUGAUUUAGUUUUGCGCUUCAAUCACGCUCCGACCAAAGGCUUCGAACCAGAUGUAGGCAGAAAGACAACAAUCCGCGUGUUGAACUCGCAAGUUGUUACCAGAAAAGAAUUCAAUUUCCUGGAAUCCGAUAUUUAUAAAAAUGUAACGAUUGUUGCGUGGGAUCCGAGUAAUUAUAAAGCCACUCUUGAUGAGUGGCUUGAAAAACCGGAAUUUAAUUUAUUCCCGACCUAUAUUGAAUACAAAAAACGAAAUGUUAAAGCCAGAUUUUUCCUAAUAAAUCCCCAAAGUCUGUGGGAGUUGUGGGAUUUUCUUCAGGAUAACUCACCGAGCAGACUUAGGAGAAAUCCACUCUCAUCGGGCUUUUUGGGUUUGGGUAUUUUGCUUCCUCUGUGUAAUUUCAUCGACGUUUUCGAAUAUGUCCCUUCAACCAGGGUCACUAAACGUUGCCACUAUUACGAUCCUGAAGAUAAUCCAGCUUGUACUUUCGGAGUUUGGCAUCCAUUAGCUGCUGAAAAACUUCUUACUUACUACAUAAAUACGAUCGAUGAUCGGACAGUGUUUCAAGAUGGUUAUGUUCGCAUUUCGGGGUUCAAAAAUGUUAAAUGUUGAGUAGAUGUUAUCAAUUAAAAGAAAUUUUUGACUAAGUUUUAAAUUCGGAAUUACAGAUGUGGUCUUUGAUGAGUCAUUCAUUUUUGUUGCUUGAUUUCCGCUUUUGCAUAUUAUUGUGUGAGUGUAAGCGGUUUUGCGGUGAAUUAAGAACAUCCAUCGGCUAAACACUGUUUCCGGAAUUUCAGACUUUUGUUCUUUCUAUUGUAUUUUUAUGUUGUCUAUCAUUUUUUAUUUUUAAGAUUUUAUUUGGUCUGCAAAAAGUCUUGUGAUAUUCUAAACAUAGUGAUAAUUUUAAAUCUAAAAUAAAACUUUUUCAGUAGUGUUUACUUAGAAUGAAUAAAAUUUGUAUUAAUUUGU
This is a messenger RNA of Tribolium madens (black flour beetle), 1752 nucleotides long. RefSeq names its product beta-galactoside alpha-2,6-sialyltransferase 1 (gene SiaT). The record is from RefSeq and is a predicted model, not a curated record. The transcript has 4 exons. The coding region runs from base 85 to 1395 and encodes 436 amino acids. NCBI's taxonomy places the organism in Eukaryota, Metazoa, Arthropoda, Insecta, Coleoptera, Tenebrionidae. Gene Ontology annotation, molecular function: sialyltransferase activity.